Molecule: messenger RNA, 1786 nt
Organism: Erythranthe guttata (spotted monkey flower)
Lineage: Eukaryota; Viridiplantae; Streptophyta; Magnoliopsida; Lamiales; Phrymaceae
Biological process (GO): lipid metabolic process
Source: RefSeq, a predicted model, not a curated record
UGCCACGCGAUUGUUUUACGCCGCGGAAGGAACCGCUAACUUGCGCACAAACCGACUUCAAAAAAUGCACACACCCUACUCUCUGCACAAUCACCACCGCCGUCCUCCGCCGCAGCACAUUUCUCCGAUCGGCAGACAGUAACAUGUCCAAAUUACCCAUCAAACAUUUCUUCACCACCAUGGAUUUUGGCCGGAGCCUGAAAUUAUUUCAGAAGGAUUAUUCACUGUACAAUAAAUACGCCUACAAUAUUCUGAACCGCUUCCGGUGGUCCAAGGCGGACGGCGAUGGAUUGAAAGGGAAAAAAAGUUACGGUGAGUUGGAAAAUAACGACAGUUCGUCGGACGACGAUUUGGGCGGUUAUAGUAAUAAAUGGAAGCCGGAAAUUGCUUGGCUCGGCAAAGCUCUUGAGCCGGCUUUGCAGCUGUACAAAUGGGCCCUUCCAACAGGAACUGGAAUCAACCGCAAACCACCGCCUAUUGAUCGAUCUCUUGCAGAAAUAUUUUCGAGCAUACAGAGGAGUAAGAUCGGACUUCAAGAUUGGAGUAUGAGCGAUCUUACGAUUGGCUUAUACCUCAUUUAUCUUCAACAAGCAUCCACAGGUGCUGUUGAAGAUGUGAAGGGUGAACUUAUCUCCUCGGAGUCCAUUGUUCAGGAUCUCAUGUACCACACAGAACUGGCAAAGGGGGCUUAUAAAGAUAAUGCCGCCAUUCUUGCAAGGCAUAGUAUGCUCCGAGAAAAGCACGUUUUGAAGUUUGUGAAUAAUUCGAGUGUGUUGAGACCUGCUUAUUAUAUAGGAGUUGACAUGAGGAAGAAACUUGUGAUUCUUGGUAUCCGUGGAACUCACACUGUCUUUGACCUCGUUACCGACAUUAUAUCUUCUAGCCAUGAAGAUAAUGAAAUCACAUUCGAAGGCUAUUCGACCCACUUUGGAACAGCCGAGGCUGCUCGUUGGUUUAUGUGUCAUGAAAUAGCUACCAUUAGGGACUGCCUACAGAAGCACAAGGGUUUUAGGUUGAGGCUUGUGGGACAUUCCCUUGGAGGUGCAACUGCUUCCUUGCUUGCGAUUAUGCUUCGUCAAAAAUCGUCUGAGGAGCUUGGGUUCAGCCCUGAUAUAAUUACUGCAGUUGGAAUUGCCACCCCACCUUGUGUUUCUAAAGAACUCGCUGAAAGUUGCUCCGAUUUUGUGACCACGGCUGUGAUGCAGGACGAUAUGAUCCCAAGACUAAGUGUUGCUUCUUUAACAAGAUUGAGAAAUGAAAUUGUCGAAACUGAUUGGGAAAGUGUUUUUAGUAGAGAAGAUUGGAAAGGCGUGAUAGAUCUCGUCACAAAUGCAAAGCAAAUCGUGUCUUCUGUACAAGAUGUAGCUCGUAAACUUGCUGAAUAUGCUAAGUUUAGAGGACAGACAAAAUAUAUUGACGCCCCCAUGAAGAAGGAAGUAGUUUCGGCGGAUCAAGGGAAACUGGAAAAACGAAUGAUCAAAGUAGAGGAGGAUUUGUAUGUACCGGGAACUCUGUAUUACUUAAAAAGGAAUGUGGAUUCUGAAAGUCGCCACAAACCUGGUGAAUAUUACACGUUGUUGAGGAGGCACUCAGGCGAACAUUUUCAAAGGAUACUGCUUUCGAGCAAUAUAAUUUCGGACCACAAAUGCGAUAGCCAUUAUUAUGCUCUCAGGGAUGUACUUAAAGGUCUGCCUAGCUCUUCUGACAACCGAACUAGUACUACUAUGUAAUAAAUUCUAAAUAAUGAGAUAUAUGAGAUGACUGGGAAGUUGGCAUUUGUAGUUAA